Molecule: messenger RNA, 1403 nt
Organism: Xiphophorus hellerii (green swordtail)
Lineage: Eukaryota; Metazoa; Chordata; Actinopteri; Cyprinodontiformes; Poeciliidae
Gene: fam113
Product: family with sequence similarity 113
Exons: 7
Coding region: 544-1377 (277 amino acids)
Source: RefSeq, a predicted model, not a curated record
AAAAAAAAAACUCUGGUUGUUAGUUGCAUUUGUGGACCCACAAAAAAGUGUGAGUGUAAUAAUUUGACAGCAGAAUUUAACUUUUGGAAACCAGUUCAUCUCAAUACGUGUGACAGAGUUUUGUUAAGUUUAUAAAUUAGUAUUUGACGCAUAUUUUCGAUGAACUAUCUCGGAUGUAAUUUUUGUUUAUUUUGAAGUGAUGCAGAGGCUCGCUGUAUGAGGAGAAAUUUCCGACCGUCAUUAAAGGCCUCAUCCAAUCAGCGUCACCUGCGUCUGUAGAACUAACGGCCACCAGGGUCGAACAAUUAUGCUAACUUUUUAAAAGCUGACUCGGCGAUGUGGCUGUUUGGGUGUUUUGCGUUUUAAAAGUGGGCUUAAGCUCCAAAAAAUUAGUUUUUCGUGGGUUUAAAGACCUAGAAGGGGAAAAAGUUUGGAAAUAAAUAGCUUUUUAGUUAACGGCUAACAUUCAGAAAGUGUGGUCGGUCGUGAAUUUAGGAAAGUGGUAGUUUUAAACCCAACUCAAUUUGAAAAUAUUAAAACACAAUGAAAGAGACGGUGAACCACCAGCAGGCCCGCCUGCUCCUCCAUAACAAGUUCGUCGUGGUGUUGGGAGACUCCAUUCAGCGCUCUGUAUACAAGGACCUUGUCGUACUGCUACAAAAGGACCGAUACCUCACCUUAAGACAACUAAAGAGCAAGGGUGAGAUGAGCUUCGAGCUGGACUGCUUGGUGGAAGGAGGCUGUCUGGACCGAAUGAACAAUGGGACUGCGUACACAGAGGUCCGUCAGUAUCAGUCUGACCACCACCUGAUCCGCUUCUACUUCGUGACUCGCAUCUUCUCCAGAUACAUGCAGAGCAUCAUCGAGGACUUCCGUCAGGGCUUGAAACCAGACGUGGUCAUUGUGAACUCUUGCGUUUGGGAUAUUUCAAGAUACAAUCCCAAAUGGGUGGAUGACUACAAGGCAAACCUUAAGCGGUUCUUUGGUGAGCUGAAGAGUUUCUUACCAGAGGAAACCUUGGUUGUCUGGAAUCUCACCAUGCCCUUAGGAGAACGGAUCAAAGGUGGCUUUCUGGUGCCUGAAAUUGCGCACAAAGCUCCUCAGCUGCGUUACGACGUGAUUGAAGCCAACUUCUAUGGUGGGACUCUGGCCGACAACUAUGAGAUGGAUGUGUUGGACCUUCACUUUCAGUUCCGCUUCUCAUUACAACAUCGAACCAAAGACGGCGUCCACUGGAACGCCAUUGCCCACCGCAGGAUCACCGCUCUUCUAUUACGGCACAUUGCACAAGCCUGGGGUGUGAUGCUGACUGCUGAUGAAGUUCCUGAUCAGAAGUCAAUCUAUGACUGUUCUACAAAAUUUGCAGGUAAGACAUGAUGGUGAUUCCUGUGGUUUAUUCAGAU